AUGCCAUCUUUCAAGCAACUCAUUGCCUAUGGGCUCAUCCUCUUCUCCGCAAUCACUAUUGGCUAUGAUUCGGGCUACCUCAAUGGCGUGUUGGGCGCCGAGGACUUUGUCCAGAGAUAUGGAACUAGUUCCGAUGAUGGAGGCCCCAAGUACUUGACUCCUUAUACCAAAAGUCUCUUCUCGUCUCUGCUUAUUGUCGGAACUACGCUUGGCUGCCUUAUCACGCCAAUGAUUACGAACAAGAUUGGCCGGAAGGGUGUCUUGAUUGUUGCGUCGUGUGUAUAUGCCGCUGGAGUCAUUCUCCAAACAGCUGGAUUGCCCCCUGCAGCCUUCGUCAUCGGCCGCGUUCUGCUUGGUGGCGCCAUUGGCUUCAUUUCCAACGUGGUCCCAGCAUACCUCAUGGAAUGCUCCACGCCGACAAAUCGCGGACCUCUCAUGGCUUGGUAUCUUCAAUUCCUAACCGCCGGCAAUGUGCUGGCCUGUGGUAUCAAUUUCGGCACUUCCGAGUACACGGAUUCGCGAUCGUGGAGGGUUACGAUUGCUUUCCAGCUGUUCUUCGCAAUCGUCAUCCUUUUUGGCUCUCUUCUGAUUCCCGAAUCCCCUUUCUAUCUGCUGCAGCGAGAUCGUCCCCAUGAUGCCCGCCGUUCUAUCGCGACACUUUUGAAUGCAGAUGUUGACUCGAACCAAGUCGACGAGGCCAUGAAUGAGAUAGAAGGUCACCUGGCAGAUAUCGUAUCCCAUGGCGAUGUGAAAAUUUUAGAGUGCUUCCAAGGAACGAACCGGACGCGAACCUUUCUCGGCAUGGCCAUGUCUUUCUUCACCAUCGCAACUGGCAUCACCUUCUGGUUCGGGUAUGGCACGACUUUCUUCAUGGCCUCCGGGGUUGACAAUUCAUACCUCAUCUCACUCGUCCUUGCCAUAACGAACUGCCUUUUUACUGCCCCUUCAAUCUAUCUCAUCGAGCGUUUCGGGCGGAGAUGGUCCCUCCUGGUCGGCGGCGUCAUCAUGGCAUUAACACAAAUCCUCACGGGCGUGAUGCACAGCGCAAGUCCUGAUAGCACUGCAAGCAAGAACAUGCUCGUAGCGGGUGCCAUCAUUUUCAUCGCAGCUUACGCCCCGACCUGGGGAAUUGGAGGCUGGAUUGUCAUGACUGAGCCAUUCUCGAACCGGCUUCGCAUUACCCAAACGUCUCUGGUUCUCGGUUUCUACUGGGUCAUCACAUGGUUGGUUGGCUUUGUGACGCCGUACAUGGUCGACGAGACGGCGGCCGAUCUCGGCGUCAAUGUUGCGUACAUCUGGUUUGGCAUCGGUCUCUUAUCGAUAAUAUGGGCCUUCUUUUUCGUUCCAGAGCUUGCUGGCCUUUCUCGGGCAGAGGUUGAUCUUCUGUUUGAACGGCGCGUUCCUGCGUGGCGAUCUGUGGCCUGGAAAAGAAGUCUGAGGACUCUGCAAGGAGCUGCUCCUUUUGAAAUCGAUGGACAGAACGCGUCUUUAGAGGAGGUAAAGGCCAUGGGUGCUGACGAGAAGUCAUAG
Messenger RNA from Fusarium vanettenii 77-13-4, 1530 nucleotides. RefSeq lists its product as uncharacterized. The transcript has 7 exons. Gene Ontology annotation, biological process: carbohydrate transport; transmembrane transport. NCBI's taxonomy places the organism in Eukaryota, Fungi, Ascomycota, Sordariomycetes, Hypocreales, Nectriaceae. Bases 1 to 1530 code for a protein of 509 amino acids. The record is from RefSeq and is a predicted model, not a curated record. Gene Ontology annotation, molecular function: carbohydrate:proton symporter activity. Gene Ontology annotation, cellular component: membrane.